UUCAAGUAUUUUCCUCAAUGGCUAUUAAAUCCAAUGUACUGGCUUUCCCCAAUUUUCUUCAUGAGUAAAAUGGGAAAAAAUUUCAAGAGAGAUGUUGAAAUAAUUCAUCGUUUCGACGAAAAGAUGUUCAAGAGAAAAAAAGAAAACUUUCUGAAAAAAAUGCAGCAGCAACAUUCCUUAAACAAUGGAACACGUAAUGAAGAGGAACCAAAGAUGAAUACAAAACAACGUCUUAUCGAUUCACUGUUGGAUCUUCACGUAAAACAAGGUUUAAUGUCUGAAGAAGACGUUAUAAGAGAUAUGGAAGGUUUUAUUUUCGCGGUAGGCACAAUUUACUGAAGGUCUCAACGAAAAUAAGUACAGUAUAUAAUCGUGCACGCGUGUAGUUCAA
Centruroides sculpturatus (bark scorpion) is the source of this 391-nucleotide messenger RNA. RefSeq lists its product as uncharacterized. The record is from RefSeq and is a predicted model, not a curated record. NCBI's taxonomy places the organism in Eukaryota, Metazoa, Arthropoda, Arachnida, Scorpiones, Buthidae. The coding region runs from base 34 to 339 and encodes 101 amino acids. The transcript has 2 exons.